AUGGAAAAAUCAUAUGAUAAUAAUUAUGAAGAAGAAGUCAUAAAUCAUUCUUUUUAUAAUUCAAAAAAUAAUUUAAGUACUUUAAAAAAAGAUAAAAAUGACAAAAUAAUUAAGGAAAAUUUUUAUGAAGAAAAUAAUAACAAAUCCAGUGAGAAAGAAUAUUAUAUAUCUAAUAUUAAUGAAAAAAAAAAAACAACUGAUCAUGUAAAUAAAUUAGGUUAUAAUGAUAAUGACUUGAAAAGUCAUAUUUCUUUAAAUGAAAAUAAAUACAUGUUUAAGCCAAAUAAUGCUAACGAAAAUGUAAAUUAUUUAGAAUAUGAUUUAAACAUUUAUUCAAAUGGGAUCCAUGAGAACUUGAAUGAUAAAAAAAAUGUAAACAAAAAAUUCGUAAAUAAAAAUUCUGAAAAUAUAAAUGAAUGUGCAGGUAAAAUUAAUGACUUUUUUAUUGCAAAAGAAAAUAUAUCAAAAGAAUAUUAUGAUAUACAUAAUAAUAAAUCUGUAGAUGUUAAUCAAAAUAAUAAUAUAAAUGAAGUUAAUAAUCUAAAAUUAAACGACUAUAAUAUAACUAAAAAUGACUUAUAUGAAAAUAAAACAAGUAUAAAUGUCAUUACAAAUAUUCAAAAUUAUGAUAUUAACAAUUACGGAAUGUGUGAGCCAGAUAUACAAAAUAAACAUUUAUUAAAUUCAGAUAACAUAAAUUCUAAGUGUACAGAUAAAAAUAUAAAUAAUGAAAACAGCUCCUUAAAUGAUGUUAUAAAUAAAUAUUUAAUGAAUACUGAUAACAAAGAAGAUGAGUUUGAAAAUAAAUUUAGCUAUUUUAAUUAUGUUAAUGAUGGUAUUAAUUUAAUGAAUACUAAUAGUAACAGUAUAAAUAUAAAUAACUUAAAUAAUAAUAUAAACGAGAUAAUUGAUAGAAAUAAUAAUAAUUUAAAUAAAAUUAUAAACAAUGUAAAUAAUAUCAACGGAAAUCCAUACGACUCAAAUUAUAUGAAUAAUUUUUUAGCUAAUAAUAAUAAUAAUAAUAAUAAUAAUCUUGAUGAAUGGAGGAAUUUAAAUAAUAAUUUCUCUAAUUUCACAAAAGGAAAUAAUUUAAUUUUUGAUAAUGAUAUUAAUAUAAAUAAAGAAAAAGAAAAAAACAUGGAUUCUUCAAGAAAUAUAGACAAUACAAGUAAUUAUAUUGAUUACAUAAAUAUGUUAAAUUCUUCACAGCAAAAUUUUAACCAUGAUUAUUCUUAUUUAAAUAAUAAUUUUAAUGAGGAAAUCAAAUUUUCAGAAAAUGCAAACUUUAUACAUUAUAAUAGUUUGCAUAAUGAAAAGCACAACAAAUUGAAUAAUUUUUACGUGGAUAAUAAUUUUUUGGAUAUAAAAAAUCAAAAUAGUUUAUUACUGGAUACAAAUGAUGAUUUUAAUAAAAUGAAAGAAAAUUCUAAUGAUCAAAAAGACAAUUCUCAUGAGGAUAAGAAAAAGUAUUUGUAUGAAAAACAAAACAACAUAUAUAUGAGUAAGAAUAUAUCAGAAAUACAAGAUAAAAGUUAUGGCUUAAAAAAAGAUGAAUUUCACUUAAAUAGAACAUCAAAAAAAAAGGAAGGAAACAUUAUAGGUAAUAACGAAAAAGAGAGUAAAUGCGACGAAAAAAAGAGUUAUAAAUAUGAUGAUGGAAAAAAUAAAAAAUAUGAUCAUACAAAAUAUAAUAAGUAUGAUAGUGCCAAGUAUAGUAAAUAUGAUAAUAGAAAAGAUCAUGGAUAUAAUGAUAAAAAACAUAGUAGAUAUGAUGAUAAAAAAGAUCAUAAAUAUAAUGAUAAAAAGUGUAGUAAAUAUUAUGAUAAAAAAGAUUAUAGAUAUAAUGAUAAAAAACAUAGUAAAUAUGAUGAUAAAAAAGAUCAUAAAUAUAAUGAUAAAAAGUAUAGUAAAUAUGAUGAAGAAAAUGAUAAACAUAAAAAAAAAUAUGAAUGUAACAUAUUUGAUGAUGAUUGCUAUUUUGUUAAAUGUGAAAUAUAUGGAAAAGAAAAAAUUAUAGUUCCUGACCCAUUAAAUAAUAUAGAAGAUUUAAAUUCAAUAUGUGAUGAUAUUUUAUAUAAUAAUAUAUGUACGAAAGGAUAUAACAAGAUGACCACAGUUCAAAAGUAUUCGAUUCCAAUAAUAAAAAAAAAAAUAAAUCUUAUUGCUUCUUCUCAAACAGGGAGUGGGAAAACUUUUUCAUUUUUGUGUCCAAUAAUUUCUAAUUUAAAAAAAGAUGAACAGAUUUUAAGACCUCAUUUUCCUGGAUCAUAUGCUUGCAUAUCUCCUUUGUGCUUAGUUCUUUGUCCUACUCGAGAGCUAGCUAUUCAAAUUUAUAAUGAGGUAAAUAGUCUAACAAAAAAUUUAUAUUUAGUAAGCAUGGUCUUUUAUGGAGGGGAAACAAUGAAAGAACAAAUAGCGCAAAUAAAUGAAAAACAGGCGGACAUAAUAAUAUCAACCCCAGGAAGGUUACUAGAUUUAUUAAAUAACUGUAAAAUUAGUCUUUCUUUUAUUAAAUAUUUAGUUUUUGAUGAAGCUGACGAAAUGAUAUCCCUUGGAUUCAAAAAUCAAAUGGAUGAAAUAAUUUUUCAAAAAGAUUUAUGCCCAAACGAUUCAAGACAAACUAUAUGUUUUACUGCAACAUUAUCGGAUAAAUUAAAAGAUGUUAUGCAAAAUUUUAUUGCUACUCCAUAUAUUUAUUUAGAUAUUAAACAAAAAAGGGAAGUUAAAAAUUCAAUAAAACAGAUUGUUAAAUAUGUACCUAUGAAAUCUAAAUUAAAUGAACUUCUUAGAGAUAUCAGGAAUUUACAAGGGCAAGCGAUAAUUUUUGUAGAAUUAAGGAGUUCUAUCAAUCACAUUUUUAACUUUUUGAAGUCAAAGGGUUUUGAUGCAAAUUAUUUGCAUGGAAGGAUGAAUCAAGUUCGAAGAAAAAUGGUUUUUGAAAAAUUCAGAGAAAAAGCAUUUCAAAUAUUAAUAGCUACAUCUAUUGCUGCUAGAGGAUUAGAUUUUCCUGAUUUAGAAUUAGUAAUAAAUUAUGAUUUACCUUCGGAAUUUGAUCAAUAUAUGCACAGAAUUGGAAGAACAGGAAGAAUUGGGAAAAACGGAGUAGCCAUAAAUUAUUUUAAUAGCUCGAAUAAAAAAAUUAUUGAUAAAUUGAUUGCACAUUUAAAGAAAUAUGAUCAAACAGUUCCAAAUUGGUUACUUAAUUUUAAUAAGUAA
Messenger RNA from Plasmodium gallinaceum, 3216 nucleotides. RefSeq names its product DEAD/DEAH box helicase, putative. The record is from RefSeq and is a predicted model, not a curated record. The coding region runs from base 1 to 3216 and encodes 1071 amino acids. NCBI's taxonomy places the organism in Eukaryota, Apicomplexa, Aconoidasida, Haemosporida, Plasmodiidae. The transcript has 6 exons. Gene Ontology annotation, cellular component: nucleus. Gene Ontology annotation, molecular function: ATP binding; RNA binding; RNA helicase activity.